GGUAGUUGUUGUGACGUUUGGAGAGUUCAGCAGUGUGCUGUUGUUCUCAAUUCAAUUACAUAUAUUUUGUUUAGCCCAAAAUCACAAAUAAAAAAUUAACCUGAGAAGGCUUUACAAUCUGUACACAUCCGUCACCCUCUGUCCUGGGACCUCAACUCAGAACAGGACAAACUGGAUGGACAGAAGUACAAUAGAUGCGAUGUGUACAGAAUACAUUCAAGUCCUCCCACACCUCACCGAAGGUAACGUGUCCUCAGUGAAUACUGAAGCUACAGCCGGAGGAUCCGCAUGUUAUCGUUUGGCAUUUUAGCCGGAUCCAGAGAAGGAUGCUGUACAGGUCAAGUGCAUCGUGGGUGUGUCACUAAGCAUGCCUGCGUUUAACCAUGUCGAGGUACAUUAAUGCUAAUUAUGACCACACCAAAUACCUGGCCCUUAUUUCUAUUGUUCGUGGAGGUCCAGCUUCCUGCAGCUGCAGCUUCUUCACCCACAGCGGUUUCUACGAAAGCUCUAAAUGGCCAAGAUUUGUUUUCUUUAUCUCUGUUACGUCGAAAUUGCGAAAUAAAUAAUUCAAUUAUUUCAUUAUUAAUUUAUAUAAAUUCCUAUUGUUAACUGAUACACUUAUAACUACUGGUGAUAAAUAGCUGUAGGCUAGUAGUUAAAUAACUGAUGAAUACUUAAGUACUCAGCCAAAAUCGGCUCCUAAAAAAAAGUCCCAAACUGAAUUUGUUACAGUAAGACAAGUAUAAUUCAUUACUUCCACCCUCGGUUAUAUACCGUAGCUAGCUAAUGUUAGUUUUAAAUAAAAACUGCAAAGUCUAAAUUCGAGCUUACAAUUAAUGUAUUGAUUAUUCCAUGAACAUUCCACCAAUUGACCCACUGAUAGUAGGAUAAUGAAGGUAUUUUAAUGUAACAAUGAUGUCCGAGGCUAUUUUUUAGGGCACCUGUAUCCCACAACUGAGGCGUAAUACUUUUUUUUGGUCAAACGUAAGUAUUUUGUAUCCACUUCACAGGGUAAAAGCAUUUCUACCUGAGUACUGAAAUAGAAUCUAUUAAAAAUAAUAAUUUCCACCAGAAAAUAUUCCAGACCUCCUACGAAACCAAUCCCAACAUUAACAACUAAAGUUGAUAAUUAUUGACACACAUAUGGCAAUUUAAUGUAUAAAUGGAUAGGGGAAAAGGGAAUAUUAAAAUAUAAUAGUUAAUUAAUGGCUUUGCAAAUGACUGGACAUUUCAGGGGUAAACUAAGAAUUAAUUAAGUUUUUUAAGACAUUGUUGUUUCAUUGUAGCUAUGUUACACACAUUUUUUGGAAGGUGAGAGUGAUGAAUAACUGUCUUGUGCCAAUUAUUUCUAACCUUCAAUGUUAUGUCUUCCAUGGAAAAUGUUACAGUGAAAUAAGACCACAUGGCCAACAUGUCAGAGACGGGUCUUUGUAAUCCACCAUCGGACUGUGAUGCUGGAGAAGUUACCGAUGAAGGAAAGGAAGACGUCACCGUCCUCGACACUGAUUUGUUGUCCGUGGAGCGUAAUUUGGAAAAUAGGUCGGGUUCAACUGAGGAUAUCUCGACAUGCACAGAUGACAGCGACAACUACGUCAUGUGGACAGUUUACAUUGCCCUAGCUUUCCCAAGAGAGGAAGACUCUGAUGCCCCUGACGCUCUUGGAAAGACCAACUUGGAUGUGUCUACCGUAUUGGGGAAGGUCUAUAAAGCUCAGAGCUGCUUUCAUGUGCAAUACAAGUUGUUGCCAGGUGAUCUGGAGACAUUCAAAGUGGAUAUAGUGGUUUUCGGGCCAGUAGCAAAAAUGUACAAAGAAGAUGAGUUCAAGAUUCUUAGAACGUGGAGCGAAGGAGAUCAGACAUGGGUUGGUUGGACCCAAGAUUUCAAGAUCAGAGUCGACAGGGAGCUGCUGAUGAGUUUACUUACUCAUAAGAUCACGCUCCAGAUAUGGAACGGUGGGGGCAAUAUGUCCGGCCAGGCCCGCUGUGAAAGAAUGAAACCCUUCAGACCGACACAGGUUCAGCCUGAAGAUGCAACGGACACGUGUGGUGAUAUCAAGACGAUGGUAAACAAACUGAGAUCGUUAUACGAGUCCAACACAUCUGGAAAGAACAGCGGCGAUACACUGUUUAAUUCCAAAUCAAAGAUGGGCUCAGAAACAGAAUUUCGAAAACCCACAAUUGAUGGUUUCAACCUUGAGGAUGUCAAACGAAAUGGCACCGUCUCAGCGGAAAUCAGUCCCAUUAGUUUCUUGGCAGGUGAGACCUCAUUGACUCAGCGCUUCCCAGUCUUUUCAUCUGGUGUAUUUGAGGUCAUGUGCAACAUCUCUCUGGACAGACCGCUAAUAUCUGACCAACUGAAGGCUGAACUCAAUCCACUGGUCAUCACCAUUAAGUCCGCCACCUCAAUGCCUUCAUCGCCGGUCCCUUUCCACGUCCUACAGGAAAAAUGUGUCCCUUUAUAUUGCCAGUACAAGGUCGGUGACUUGAACAUGCACAGAACAAACUGCCACAAGCACGGCAACACGAUCGACUUCAAAGACGCACACGUGAUCCUGACUGGCCUGAUGAGUCCCCAGGAGCUCAGGGAGUUCCUCUCCGGUCCACCCCUGGAGAUCGAGGUUCACGACCGAGACAUGAAGUUGGAAGGGACUCCGAAAACAGCGGCGACGUUCGGCACAGGCUCGGACGGCGGCGACCUCUUCAAACAGAAGACGGCGGUCGUGAACUCUCACGGCGUCGCGAGGCUGAACUUCUCUGAGCUGCUGCUGCUUCGGAGGAAAAGCCUCACGGCGCACUUGCAAAUCGAAUGUUGCCCUUCCCUUGACACGGAGCGGGUCAGGAAGACGAGGAGGCGGCCCAUGCCACCAGGCCAUUAUUUUAAAGCCAAUUCCCAGCUCAAGGUCGAGGUUGAGAUAUCUCGUCCGCUCCGCCUCAACGGUGACGGCUGCGCCGGUCCGUUCGGGCGCAUCGUCUACCUCUUCGGCUACAACGACUUCUCCCUGGCGACCGAGCUGAGGUCGGAGAUCCUCAGAAUCAACGCAUCGGCUUUCCAUCUGGAUCGGCGCUCGCCGGGAAACACGGAGCGGGCCCUCUCGAAUUACACCAUGAACUUCGAGCGCGCCGAGAGCCGAGAUCUGGAUUUCGUUACGGGGUUCCACGUGCUCGAUAAGACGCAGCACAUCUUUGUUCUGGAAGGGCUGAGACGUGGAGCGGUGAGGAGGCUUUGGGAGGCCGUUCCUAUGAAGCGAAGUGGGAGUGAGCAGGAGCGGGUGAUCGUCCUCUACAAUUCAGGCCUGGAUUUCUUCAGGCGCAUCUACGACUCAUUAGAUGUGGGCCUCAGACCGAUCCACUUAAAGGAGUCACUGGAGGCCAUCAUGAGACAGCCUCGGGUCUACGUUAGAGGCUCGGUCCGCCGGCCCUGCUUCCAAGCUUUGUUGAGGUUGAGCCAGCUUUGUCAAGCGAGGCAACUGAAAGAGGUGGUGCAGUGCGACCUCUUCCCCUCCGCCGACAUGAUCCUCGGCCUGAGAAAGAACUGCGGCACACAUGCCGAGCAGUGGAAGCCCAGAACCGGGGCAAACACGGAGGUGGACACGCCCACUGCGCCUGACCCGCCGAGCGGCGGCACGGGGCUCUUUGUUGGGGUCAGCCAGCCGCUCCAACCGCCCAGGGACUUUGUUCAGGAUAAUGUCAACAAGCCGCACAGGGAAAGUGAGCGGCUGCAGAAGCCGAAGGCCGCCGCGUCUGGGUUGCAACGGUCCGCGGCCGGGCCGGUACACGACGACGGCAUCCGGACCUUCAACUCGAGUGAGCGCGCCAAGGAGCAGCGCGGCGAAGCCGCGGCCCAGCUCCAGGCCGCGGGGCGGAGGUUCACUUCCAGCCAGCGGUAUCACAGCGCCACAGUGGAGCCGGGACACGGGGGGAAGAAACAGGGCUCACGCUCCACCACCGCCACCCCUCCUGUCUGGUUCCCACGCAUCAAUGAGUCCAAAGUGCACCCUCGACACCCAGAUGAGGCCCGUGUGGAAGAGCUGAGAAAGCCGUGGAGAGAAAACAUCCUACAUGGCAACACACUGAAGCCGACUCUUCCAAGAGACACGUGGGGCUGGCAGCGGCGUCACGAGGACUUUCAGCUCCACUCCAAUCCUCCGCCUCCCGUGACCGCUUACCUGGCCGGAGACCCUCUGCAGCAGGAGCAGCGCUGCGGCCAGCUGAAGAAGCAACUUCCUGGCGGCGGCACCAACCCACCAGGCGACGCCCCCCUCCCACGGUCCAAGUGUCCCAUGGGAGGAGAGGAUACAGCAGAUUCUGAAAGAUGAGCCCAUGAGCAGCCGGCCCACGAGGAGCGCUUUCCCUUUUCAGAAGUACGCAGUCUAUGCACCUUGGAGCCCACAAAGACAACCACGUGUCGACCAAUAAGCACGGCGACUCGUAUCCCGUGCCGAUGUUUUAUUAUAGCAUCAAACAUAGAAGCACUUUGAACGAAGCUCGUCGCGCCAUUUCCCCAAAAGUGUCAUCUUUAAAGCAAUUUUUAAUAAAAAAUAGUUAAGCAUC
This is a messenger RNA of Pseudoliparis swirei, 4550 nucleotides long. It is a transcript of the gene cfap92, whose product is annotated as cilia and flagella associated protein 92 (putative). The transcript is spliced from 14 exons. NCBI's taxonomy places the organism in Eukaryota, Metazoa, Chordata, Actinopteri, Perciformes, Liparidae. The coding region runs from base 1403 to 4315 and encodes 970 amino acids. The record is from RefSeq and is a predicted model, not a curated record.